Paramecium sonneborni is the source of this 304-nucleotide messenger RNA. NCBI's taxonomy places the organism in Eukaryota, Ciliophora, Oligohymenophorea, Peniculida, Parameciidae. The record is from the annotation of a GenBank genome assembly.
AUGUAAAGAUUUAACAAGUACUUAAGAGGACUGAGAGAUGAAAUAAUAGAUGAAAAAUUAUCCUAAAAAUAAUAUAGAUUGUUGAAAUUUCAAAAAUUAAUAGGAAUAAUAAUUAUUUCAACUUUUGGUAUAACAAGUGUAAUUAUUUGAUUCUUAAAAUUUUAAGUUAGCAUUUUAUAAAUUAAGUAAUAAGAUAGAGAAAUAAAAAUAGGAAAGUUUUGAUGAUAAUAAUAAUGAGGAUGUACUUAUUGAAGCAAAACUAUUGCUUGAUUAAAAAUAACAUGAAUCCAGCAUAAAAAAAUGA